AAGUUGGCCAGCAGUGGACAAAUAUAUGGACGCAUCCAACGACGGAGUACCCAGUGGCCAUGGGGACUGUUUGGCUCUUUCUCCUCUUCAAUUGCUUGGUAUAUAUGCUCAUCGCGCUCUAUGUCGAGGCCAUUCGCCCAGGGGAGUACGGGGUGGCCAAGCCAUGGAACUUCCUCUGCCUGCUGCACGUGUGACGUCGCCAAACGAGCUAGGAAGCAGAGACACAUCGACGUUGGACGAAGCGAGAGACCUAGUUGGUGACUUGGGGAAUUUUCUGGGUUUUGGUGACGAUCGCCUGUGUGUCCGACCGAUGAUUUCACGUGGGUGCUCCGCGGGCCAACGGGUGUUCCCAGGAAACAAAUUGGCGGUGAACAAUUUGAGCCUGAACAUGUAUGAGGGCCAGAUCACUGUGCUUCUUGGACACAACGGAGCAGGCAAGACUACUACAAUUUCGAUGAUAACAGCCGGUGUGACCAAAGUAGUUGACGUGCCCGUAAACACUAAAUACUUAUUCACUUACAAGCCUUGUGCACCACCAUGCUGUGUUGUCUUCGUGCAGCUGAAGGGGCUGACGGGCAAGGAGCUAAAGGACGAAAUCGACCUGUUCCUGAAGCUGAUCCAGAUGGAGGACAAGAGGAACAAGCAGGCGCGCACCCUCUCUGGUGGCAUGAAGCGGAAGCUGGCCGUUUGCAUGGCUCUCUGCGGCAACUCUAAGGUGGUGUUCUUGGACGAGCCGACGUCGGGCAUGGACCCCGCGGCGCGGCGCGCGCUGUGGGACCUGCUGCGCGAGGAGAAGGCGGGCCGCACCCUGCUGCUCACCACGCACAUGAUGGACGAGGCGGACGUGCUGGGCGACCGCAUCGCCAUCAUGGCCGGUGGCCGGCUGCAGUGCUACGGCUCGCCCUACUUCCUCAAGAAGCGCUUCAGCGGCGGCUACCACCUCGUGGUGGUGAAGGGACAGCGCUGCAACACCGGCAACGUCACCAAG
Messenger RNA from Gryllus bimaculatus (two-spotted cricket), 988 nucleotides. Lineage: Eukaryota; Metazoa; Arthropoda; Insecta; Orthoptera; Gryllidae. The record is from the annotation of a GenBank genome assembly.